GGGGAUGGGUGAGAUAUUUGCAAGAUGGUGUCAGACACGCAGUUACAGUUAGCAACUUAGCGUACCAGUGAUUUUCCAUUCCCUCCCCAAAAAUCUCUCAUCAUCAAGUUGGAGUCCAUGGUCAGCAUUUUCUGCUGUGUUUCUCUGCGUUCUUAACCUUAAUAAACCUUUGUUCUAUUUUCUAUUUUCAGUUUUCAUCGUUACCCCUUUUCAUUCCAUAAGCUCUGCAUCAUCUAAUGGCUCUCUCCGCAACUCUUAUGCCUCCUUCAUCACCAAAAUUGAAUCUUUGCGCCAAAAUUCGAAGACCCGUUCUCUCUCACUCUCUCAAUCUCCUUAACCCCCUAAAGAUUCGGGCUUCAACUACUCUUGAUUAUUCCAACGUCUCUUCCAACGACAAAUCAACCCUAUUGAAGACUAGUAAUUGGCAAUGGAAAUUUAAGGAAAACUCUGUAAACAUUUAUUAUGAGGAACAUGGAAAGGAGAGUUCAGAGUCUUCCCAAGAUAUCUUGAUGAUGCCAACCAUUUCUGAUGUUAGCACUGUUGAGGAAUGGAGGUUGGUGGCUGAAGACAUUGUUCAACGUAAUGGCAAUGUCAAUUGGCGGGCAACUAUUGUUGAUUGGCCUGGUCUGGGUUAUUCUGAUAGGCCAAAGAUUGAUUACAAUGCGGAUAUCUUAGAAAAAUUUCUGGUUGAUUUCAUCAAUUCAUCCAAUGGUCCAAUGAAACAAUCAGAAAAUGAUUUGAUAAUUUUUGGAGGAGGACAUGCUGCAUCAAUAGUAGUACGUGCUGCAAAAAAAGGUCUGGUGAAGCCCAAAGCUAUAGCAGCUGUCGCACCAACUUGGGCUGGCCCCCUUCCUAUUGUAUUUGGUAGAGAUUCUAGCAUGGAAACAAGGUAUGGUCUUCUAAGAGGCACAUUAAAGGCCCCUGCAGUUGGUUGGAUGAUGUACAACAUGCUUGUGAGCAACGAGAAUGCUAUCCAAUCGCAGUACAAAUCCCAUGUAUAUGCGGACCCUGAUAACGUGACUCCAGGAAUUGUUGAAAGCAGAUAUGCAUUGACAAAACGAAAAGGAGCACGUUACUUGCCUGCUGCAUUCUUGACUGGGCUAUUAGACCCUGUAACAUCGCGUGAGGAGUUCCUUGAACUCUUUGCAGCUUUGGAGGGAAAGACACCAGUGCUGGUUGUAUCAACCAAAGGAUCUCCUAGGAGAUCUAAGGCUGAGAUGGAAGCUCUUAAGGGAGCUAAAGGGGUGAGCAAGUUUGUGGAAGUGCCUGGUGCUCUUCUUCCACAAGAGGAGUAUCCUGCUUUGGUGGCAGAAGAACUUUAUCAAUUCUUGCAAGAAUAUUUUGGCACUGUGGCUUAAAAUUGACACUUUUUUUUGUAGUAAUUUAUCUAUCAAACGGGGAAUAUCAAUAUCAUUGGUGUUCUGCAGCUUCUCCCCUUAUGUUGGUGCAGCUUUUAGAGUCUGAAAUCGUGAUUGGUGGAAGAAGUUUGUCCAAGGGUGUAUACACAUUUAUGUUGUGUGAUUUUAUUUGAUAGUUAUAGAACUCCUCAUGUAUACGAGAUUUUUUAUACUCAUCAAAUAAUUUUGGACUGGACUGAUGAUGUGAACAUAACUUCUUUUUACGGCAUUAUAAAUCUAAAGUUG
Messenger RNA from Abrus precatorius (Indian licorice), 1643 nucleotides. RefSeq lists its product as uncharacterized. The record is from RefSeq and is a predicted model, not a curated record. Bases 237 to 1358 code for a protein of 373 amino acids. Lineage: Eukaryota; Viridiplantae; Streptophyta; Magnoliopsida; Fabales; Fabaceae. The transcript has 4 exons. Gene Ontology annotation, cellular component: chloroplast.